Molecule: messenger RNA, 1288 nt
Organism: Lolium rigidum
Lineage: Eukaryota; Viridiplantae; Streptophyta; Magnoliopsida; Poales; Poaceae
Product: probable magnesium transporter NIPA4
Exons: 9
Coding region: 16-1041 (341 amino acids)
Biological process (GO): magnesium ion transport
Cellular component (GO): membrane
Molecular function (GO): magnesium ion transmembrane transporter activity
Source: RefSeq, a predicted model, not a curated record
AGGUGGUACAGGGGCAUGUCCGCGGACAACUUGAAGGGGCUGGCGCUGGCGCUCUCCUCCAGCCUCUUCAUCGGCGCCAGCUUCAUCAUCAAGAAGAAGGGCCUCAAGAAGGCCGCCGCCUCCUCAUCCGGCGUCAGGGCCGGGGUUGGUGGUUAUUCUUAUUUAUACGAGCCUCUUUGGUGGGUUGGCAUGAUAACAAUGGUUGUUGGGGAAAUCGCGAAUUUUGUAGCUUAUGCUUUCGCGCCAGCUAUUUUGGUUACUCCUCUUGGUGCUCUUAGCAUAAUCAUCAGCGCUGUACUUGCACAUCUAAUGCUGCGGGAGAAGCUGCACAUAUUUGGCAUUCUCGGAUGUGUCCUAUGUGUUGUGGGGUCCAUCACCAUUGUUCUUCAUGCCCCGCCAGAGCGUCAAAUCGACUCGGUUACAGAAGUUUGGGGUCUGGCUACUGAACCAGCCUUCAUGUGUUACGUAGCCGUAGUACUUGCUUUAGUUUCUGUACUUGUGUGCAAGUUUGUUCCACUUUAUGGACAAACCCAUGUCAUGGUGUAUAUUGGUGUUUGCUCUCUCGUAGGUUCUAUCUCGGUUAUGAGUGUAAAAGCUCUUGGGAUAGCUUUGAAGCUGACAUUUUUGGGGACGAACCAACUCAUAUAUCCACAGACAUGGGCUUUUACUAUGGUUGUAAUCGCAUGCAUCAUUACCCAAAUGAAUUACUUGAAUAAGGCCCUUGACACGUUCAAUACAUCAGUUGUUUCCCCCAUAUAUUAUACAAUGUUCACAUCUUUAACCAUCUUGGCUAGUGUCAUUAUGUUCAAGGACUGGGACAGGCAAAACCCGACGCAAAUCGUGACAGAGAUGUGCGGCUUUGUCACAAUCCUCUCGGGGACAUUUCUGCUUCACAAAACAAAGGACAUGGCUGAUGGGCUUUCGAAUUCACCUUCAUUCCGUCUUCCAACGUCUACAUCAACGCGGCCCUCCAAGCAAACCGAUGAAUACAGCGAAGGAAUUCCUCUUAGAUCGUCGGAGUCAUUCCGGUCAUCACACUAAUAACCUUUUAUUGAUCUUCACCGUGUUAGGGCGCAGGAGCAACCUUGCACUCCAAACUGUUUCAUAUGCGUUGUAGUCUAGCCGCUUCCUAUGCUCAAGUCCGAAGCCGCUUCCUAUGCUCAAGUCCGAAGGCACCUUAUAGAUGGUUAACAUAGCACUAUAAAGGAAAAAAUGUUGUUGGUUCUGUACUUUUGUAUGAUGGAUGAUCAAAGCAGAUUGCUGAAAAAUGAACAUAUUGUACUCUGUU